Messenger RNA from Labeo rohita (rohu), 2503 nucleotides. RefSeq names its product guanine nucleotide binding protein (G protein), beta 5b (gene gnb5b). Gene Ontology annotation, biological process: G protein-coupled receptor signaling pathway; G protein-coupled dopamine receptor signaling pathway. Gene Ontology annotation, cellular component: cytoplasm; heterotrimeric G-protein complex. The coding region runs from base 183 to 1370 and encodes 395 amino acids. The transcript has 13 exons. Lineage: Eukaryota; Metazoa; Chordata; Actinopteri; Cypriniformes; Cyprinidae. Gene Ontology annotation, molecular function: protein binding; signaling receptor complex adaptor activity. The record is from RefSeq and is a predicted model, not a curated record.
ACCAGCUUAAGCAGUGCUAUUUGUGAGUCUCUGCUCCAUGUCUGUCUCUGACUGGCUGCUAUUUCUGCUGGUAAGGAGCUUAUCGCUUGCCUCUCUCCCAGGCUCAAUCCCUUUCUCCAGCCUGCAAGUACACACCUGAUACAAACAUCUUUUGAAAGGUCCAGCCUCAACCAGACGCAAAGAUGUGCGACCAAACAUUUUUGGCCAUCACGUUUGGCCCGUGUGAUAGCUGCGGUCUGAACAAACCUCUGAUGAAUAUUUAUCUGAAGAAUGAGCCCAUCAACUACUGCUCCCUGUGUGUGGAGCUGAUGGCCUGUCAGGGACUGGCGACGGGCGAAACCAUCCACACGCUGAAAGCGGAGUCUGAGUCUUUGAAAACCAAACUAGAAGAGGAGAGAGCCAAACUACACGACGUCGAGCUGCAUCAGGUGGCAGAAAAGGUAGAAGCUCUGGGUCAGUUUGUCAUGAAGACUAGGAGAACCCUAAAAGGGCAUGGAAAUAAAGUGCUGUGCAUGGACUGGUGCCGGGACAAGAGAAGAAUCGUGAGCUCCUCUCAGGAUGGAAAAGUCAUUGUGUGGGAUGCAUAUACAACCAAUAAGGAGCAUGCAGUCACUAUGCCCUGCACCUGGGUCAUGGCUUGUGCUUAUGCCCCUUCUGGCUGUGCUGUGGCUUGUGGUGGUUUGGACAAUAAAUGCUCCGUCUAUCCUCUCUCGCUGGACAAAAAUGAGAACUUAUCAGCUAAGAAGAAAUCUGUGGCCAUGCACACCAACUAUCUGUCUUCCUGCAGCUUCACCAACUCUGACAUGCAGAUUCUGACGUCAAGUGGUGAUGGCACAUGUGCGUUAUGGGACGUUGAGAGUGGGCAGCUGCUGCAAAGUUUCCAUGGUCAUUCAGCUGACGUUCUUUCAUUGAACCUCGCACCCUCUGAAACAGGAAACACCUUUGUAUCAGGGGGCUGUGAUAAGAAGGCUAAUGUGUGGGACAUGCGCUCGGGACAGAAUGUUCAGUCCUUUGAAACGCAUGAGUCUGACAUCAACAGUGUGAAGUAUUACCCUAGCGGAGAUGCUUUUGCAACUGGAUCUGAUGAUGCUACGUGUCGUCUGUAUGACCUGCGAGCUGACCGUGAGGUUGCCAUCUACUCCAAAGAGAGUAUCAUAUUUGGAGCCUCUAGUGUGGACUUUUCCCUCAGUGGCCGAUUGCUGUUUGCAGGAUAUAAUGACUACACUAUUAAUGUGUGGGAUGUCCUGAAGGGCACCAGAGUGGCAAUUCUCUUUGGCCAUGAAAAUCGGGUCAGCACCGUCAGGGUGUCCCCCGAUGGGACCGCGUUCUGCUCGGGAUCAUGGGACAACACUUUGCGGAUCUGGGCUUGAGGAGUUGUUCUGAACCAGUGUGAGAAGAUAUCUGUACUUCGGCUUCUCAGUAUCACAGCACACAGUGUGACUGUAGAGAUUCUAGACAUCCUGACUUUUUUAUUAUCUUAGCACAAUUAGAUGUCUCUGUUCCUUGGAUUCUCGCCCAAAUAUAUAUGUAAUAAUAAUAAUAUAUAUAAAAUACACUAUUUGAAAAGGAUUGCUGUUCCAGUAUUAGUUUGUAAAAUAUUUUUUUAAAUUAAAAACCUAAAUGUUUUAAUAUAAUUAUCUAUACUUUUGUAGGUAUAUUUUAUGGUAAUGAUUUGAAGAGAGUUGAUUUCAGCACUUGUGCAUUUGGUCUAGAUCAAACAUGUAUUUCGAAAUGCUUGCACUAGAAUGGCAAAAACAUACUACUGAAAUUGUUGUUGUUUUUUUCCAAGUAUAGUCGAUCAAAAUCAACAAUUAGUAAUCACAGUUAGCUGAUUGCUUUGUUUGUCCACAUCAGUAUUGAUACUAGUUUCCUGAAAAUAUACACUAUGUGUUUACAAUAGUUUGUCAUCUUUAGUUGUUAAAUGUUGCCACUGUAUUCAGAUAAAUUAAAGUUAAGUUCCUGUUUUGUGUGUCACUGGUGGUGUCCCCAAACGUAGUAUCAGUCAUUUUUGUACUAGUGUGGACAUUUUUAGAUCCGUAUAAGGAAAUCACACAGUUGUACUAGUUGAUCAACUUAAAAUGUUAAGGCAGCUGUGUAACAAGCCCAGCUUUUAAGUUCAAAAUAUUGAACUUAUAUUAUAUAAGUUUUCACAUAGUACAACUUAACAUUUUAAGUUGAAUAAACGUAUUUGAGUUGACAGAACUUACAAUUUUAAGUCUGCGGGGUAACAAAUUAUUUUAAGUUGACUCAACAAAUUGUUUUUUUUGUUUGUUUCUUACAGUGUAUUGCCUUCCUUCAAUUAUGAAAUUAGUUCAAGUCAUCUAUAAAGCAGCUGUACACUGUAAAAAAAAAAAAUGUUCCAAAAAGUUAAAAAAAAAUCAACAAUUAGUAAUCACAGUUAGCUGACUGCAUCAGUAUUGAUACUAGUUUCCUGAAAAUACACUGUGUGCAGAAUUAUUAGGCAUGUUGAUAUUCUGGUCAUAUUUUUUUUCCAAACACAUUU